Messenger RNA from Drosophila hydei, 771 nucleotides. Its product is annotated as male-enhanced antigen 1. Gene Ontology annotation, biological process: spermatogenesis. The transcript is spliced from 2 exons. The record is from RefSeq and is a predicted model, not a curated record. The coding region runs from base 144 to 683 and encodes 179 amino acids. Lineage: Eukaryota; Metazoa; Arthropoda; Insecta; Diptera; Drosophilidae.
CAGUUUAUUUGCGCUUUGUUACUGUGAAUGAGUUCAUGUAAAAUGGUUGUGCUCUUUAUCAUUGCACAGCACUAGCCGUGGCCAAUGCAUCAAUCGUUAUCGACUUAUCGCAUAUUGUUUAUUUUUCUUCGUUAGCAGCAACAAUGGGCGGCCCUGAAUUACCUACAGAUCCCGGUGAGGAGCAUACUUUUCAAGCGCCUGCAAUUGAGCACCCACAUAUUGGCGAACAGAGCGAUGACAGUGCCGAGUCGGACGCGUAUGAUGGUUACCAGCCGCUUGCAACCGACGCUGACGAAGCAGGCGCAAUGGUUACUGAUAUCAAUAUCAGAGAGCCGACUGCACCUGAGACACCUGAUGAGGACAUCGACUUGAUGACAGCGGAGGUGACACACGGCGAUCCAAAUAUGCCACCCAUUGAAAGUGCAGAUGCGGAAAUUGAGCGGCAAGUAUGGAACGAGCCACGACCGCAGGAGCUCCAGAUGGAACUGGACAAAACGCGCACAGAGCAGAUACUCAAAGCUAUGUCCAAGAUAACAUUGCCCAAUAUAACAGUGCCUGACUGGGCCAAAGGCGUGCCUGAAGAGCGGUGGAAGCACGAGUUGCUGGAGCGUAUUCAGACUCGUAGAGCAGCGCCUGCAACGGAAACUGCUGCUGGACAGCUGCCCAAGCCCUCAGCCGAUUAAUACAUUCCUAUAUUUAUGUAUAUAAGCUAAGCAUAAUGUAUUUAUUAAAUUUGACUCCCGCAUAUAUAAAAAUUUAAAAAUAAAUGCG